Molecule: messenger RNA, 687 nt
Organism: Symbiodinium natans
Lineage: Eukaryota; Dinophyceae; Suessiales; Symbiodiniaceae
Source: the annotation of a GenBank genome assembly
AUGUUCGACCCAGUCAUUCGAUGGAGGCAACAUGCGGCCAGAAACGAGGGUGAAGUGCAAGUGCGUGUGAACCUACGGAAGCCACUGCCGACGCUGCUUGCAGAGGCGUGGGAGUGGUAUCCUGCGCACAUGUUGAAGAGAAGAGUGGACCUAGCUCGGUCGAAACAGCUGGACUUGAGCGCCGUCGUUAUGGACGGCAACGCUAAGCUGUCAGGCAGGAUAUGCGGCCGUCCCGCGGCGGAAAUCAUCGACAACCGUUCGCUGGACAUGUUCACCGUGACCUGUUGCAGCGCGGAGCCUCAGUUCAAGAAACGGCGUUGCAUGAAACACGACACCAGCCAUGCUCCAGCAGAUCCGUUGCCCGAACAGUCUGAAGUCUUUACUGCCCAUCGUCGUGUUCGAAGAGCAGGACAAGGGGAACUGUAUGAUGUGUUUUUGAAAGUGAAGGAUGCUCCAAAUUUGGCAGGCCGAUGGGUCAAUGCGUCCCUUGUGACAGCCACGCAACUACACGAGUACUGGCGAAAAUUGGAAGCCUCUGGCUUCGUUCCGGAAAAGUCGGCAGCUGAAGAUCUGGCUGCAAGCAGCUGCAAAACCCACAAAGAGAUCCGGCAGGGCACGAGAGCGCAAGUGCAACUGGGCAGCACAUGUGUAAUUCCUUUGUUUAAGAGUGUCCAGGUUCAAGACUGA